Messenger RNA from Rhagoletis pomonella (apple maggot), 735 nucleotides. RefSeq lists its product as uncharacterized. The record is from RefSeq and is a predicted model, not a curated record. The coding region runs from base 61 to 735 and encodes 224 amino acids. Lineage: Eukaryota; Metazoa; Arthropoda; Insecta; Diptera; Tephritidae. The transcript is spliced from 2 exons.
AAAAUGAAAUUCUAGACCUUUAAAACUUUCUAAAUUUUGUUUUAGAGACCGACAGCUGAAAUGUAUUACACCAGGUUUGUUAUGGAGUAUAAUGUUGCAGUGGAGUGGAAGGCAGUGCGCUCCAAAGUUCGCUAUAUGCGUUCUACCUAUAACAAGACCAAAGGAUGGGAGGGCUCAACAGGUGCAGGGAGUAUGGAUGGAGAAACCAUUAAAUCUGUCCGGCUUAAGAAGUGCACCUUCUUUUAUGAAUUAGAAGAAAUUUUCGGCCACAGACUUGUUGAAUCAGCAGUCAUAGAAGAAAGUUUGGAGAGUCUACUAAACAGCGAUAACGCAUAUUCACCGGAAGCAGGUUUAGAUGAAACAGCGACAUCUUUAAUAACUGAAAAUUUACCUGAAAUGAUUACUGAAAACGAACCAGUUGCUUCAACGAGCCGCAAGGGCAUAUAUUCAAGAACCGUAGUUUCCGACAUUUUACAAUUUCAGUCAGAACUGGUACAGCUAAAAAAGCAUAAAAUAGACCAGGACAUGAUUUUGAGGGAGAAGGAGAUACAGAUUAGGGAAUUAGUGCUAAAAGAAAGGGAAAUAGAACUAAAAGAAAAGCAAGAAUUGAUACUCAAGGAUAAGGAAAUGGAAAUGAAAUUAACAGAACUCAAUAGCCAAGAAAAAAUCAAAAUUAUGGAAUUAGAAAUGAAGGAAAGAUUGGCGAUGGAGGAAUUUAAGCGUAAAUAUAAAUAA